CUAAGUGCGAUACAGCGGGGAAGAUGGCGCCGUCGGUCCUCCCUGCUGAUUGGAUCAAAAACUGGGAAAAAUCAGGCAAAACUGAGUUUUUACAAUUAUGCCACAAUCUUGCAGACAAAACCAUUGAUGAUGUGACAGUACAAGAUAUUCAGGGCAUUCUGUACGAGCUGUCUUGGCAUGUCAUCCGAGGAAACCUCAAGGUUGACCUGGCCGCCAGCGUACUGGGGGAUGUCAUGGAAUUACGGGAGGACAUGUCAUCCAUUUUAGCUGAUGUUUUUUGUGUAUUAGAUAUAGAAACUAGUUGCUUUGAGGAAAAAAGCAAGCGUGACCAUUUUACUCAGUUAGUGGGAGCUUGUCUGUUCUUCAUGCCAGAUGCUGUGCUGAAGGAACGUCUAGACCCAGAAACACUGGAAUCCCUUGGGCUCGUCAAGCAAGCACAACAGUUCAACCAGAAAAUUGUCAAAAUCAAGACCAAGCUAUUUUAUAAGCAGCAGAAAUUCAACUUGUUAAGAGAGGAGAAUGAAGGUUAUGCCAAGCUGAUCACAGAGCUGGGGCAGGACCUGUCUGGCAACAUUACCAGUCAUCUUGUCCUUGAAAAUAUAAAGUCAUUGAUAGGGUGCUUUAAUCUUGACCCAAACCGUGUGCUGGACAUUAUCUUGGAGGUGUAUGAAUGUCGCUCGGACCAAGAUGAAUUCUUUCUGCCCCUUAUCAAGUCCUACAUGUGUGAGCCCCAGACCCUCUGCCAUAUCCUGGGCUUCAAAUUCAAAUUCCAUCAGGAACCCAACGAGGAGACUCCUUCAUCCUUGUACCAUGUUGCUGCUGCACUGCUUCAGCACAACCUCAUCAAGCUUGAGGACAUCUAUGUGCAUCUGCUACCUCUGGAUGCUACAAUCAUGGAGGAGCACAAGCACGAGAUCAUGGAGGCUAAGCAGAUCGCCCGCAAACUCACCAUGGUCGUAGUGCCUUCAGAGAAGAGUGAGGAUAAGGAGAAAGACAAAGAGGAGGAAAAGACAGAGAAGAGACCUGAUAACCAGAAGCUGGGGCUCUUGGAAGCCCUGCUGAGGAUUGGGGACUGGCAACAUGCUCAGAGCAUCAUGGAGCAGAUGCCACCCUUCUAUGCCACCUCACACAAGCCUAUUGCCUUGGCACUGUGCCAGCUGGUGCACUUGACCGUGGAGCCGCUUUACCGCAGAUCUGGCAUCCCUAAAGGUGCCAAAGGUCGAGUUUUGACACCUUUGCAGAACAAACGAGCCCCCAAGCCAGCUGAGACUUUUGAAGAUCUGCGUAGGGAGGUCUUCAGCAUGCUUUGUUACCUAGGCCCGCACCUGUCCCACGACCCUAUCCUCUUUGCGAAGAUCGUGCGGCUCGGCAAGGGUUUCAUGAAAGAGUAUCAAAAUGACAGCAAACUUGACAAGGAUAAGAUGGAUACCUUGCUGAGCUGCUUCCUUAGCAUUGCUGAUCAGGUGCUGCUGCCCUCGUUGACCCUGAUGGAGUGCAAUGCCUGCAUGUCUGAGGAGCUCUGGGGCCUCUUCAAACUCUUUCCCUACCAGCACAGGUACCGGCUGUAUGGACAGUGGAAGAAUGAAACCUACACCAGCCACCCUCUGCUUGUUAAAGUCAAAGCACAGACAGUUGACCGAGCCAAAUACAUCAUGAAGCGAUUGACCAAGGAGAAUGUGAAACCCUCGGGAAGGCAGAUCGGCAAGCUGAGCCACAGCAAUCCCACCAUCCUGUUUGACUAUAUUCUGUCACAGAUCCAAUGGUAUGACAACCUCAUUACACCUGUGGUGGAUUCAUUGAAAUACCUCACUUCACUGAACUAUGAUGUUCUGGCCUACUGCAUCAUUGAAGCACUAGCCAACCCAGAAAAGGAGAAGAUGAAGCAUGAUGACACGACUAUUUCAGCCUGGCUUCAGAGUCUUGCAAGUCUCUGUGGAGCUGUUUUCAGGAAGUAUCCCAUUGAGCUGGCUGGCCUUCUGCAGUAUGUGACGAAUCAACUUAAGGCAGGAAAGAGUUUCGAUCUGCUGAUCCUGAAGGAAGUGGUCCAAAAGAUGGCUGGUAUUGAGAUCACAGAUGAAAUGACAAUGGAGCAGCUUGAGGCUAUGACAGGGGGUGAACAGCUUAAGGCAGAGGGUGGCUACUUUGGUCAGAUCAGGAACACCAAGAAGUCAUCACAGCGUCUUAAAGAUGCCCUUCUAGACCAUGACCUGGCCCUACCAUUAUGUCUGCUCAUGGCACAACAGAGGAAUGGUGUUGUUUUCUCAGAGGGAGGGGAAAAGCACCUAAAACUGGUGGGAAAGCUCUAUGACCAGUGCCAUGAUACAUUGGUCCAGUUUGGUGGCUUCUUAGCUUCCAACCUCAGCACAGAAGACUACAUCAAACGUGUACCCCCCAUUGAUGUCCUGUGCAACCAGUUCCACACACCCCAUGAUGCUGCUUUCUUCCUAUCUCGACCUAUGUACGCCCAUCAGAUACUGUCUAAGUAUGAUGAACUGAAGAAGGCAGAGAAAGGCAACCGGCAGCAGCAGAAAGUGCACAAGUACAUCACUGCCUGUGAAAUGGUCAUGGCACCUGUGCAUGAGGCUGUAGUGUCCCUCCACCCCCCAAAGGUGUGGGAUGACAUCAGGCCCCAGUUCUAUGCCACUUUUUGGUCACUGACCAUGUACGACCUGGCCGUGCCCAGCAGUGCUUACGACAGAGAAGCCAAUAAGCUCAAGGCACAGAUGAAAGCCAUUGAUGAAAAUCAGGAAAUGCCCUUGAACAAGAAGAAAAAAGAAAAGGAGCGUUGCACUGCACUUCAGGAUAAGCUUCAGGAGGAGGAGAAAAAGCAGUUGGAGCAUGUGCAGAGAGUUCUGCAUCGGCUCAAGUUGGAAAAGGACAACUGGCUGUUGGCCAAAUCGACAAAGAAUGAAACAAUUACAAAGUUCCUUCAGCUCUGCGUUUUUCCACGUUGCAUCUUCUCUGCAAUUGAUGCAGUGUAUUGUGCACGGUUUGUGGAGCUGGUACAUCAGCAGAAGACACCUAACUUUUGCACCUUACUCUGCUAUGACCGAGUUUUCUCGGACAUAAUUUAUACGGUGGCCAGCUGCACAGAGAAUGAGGCUCGACGUUAUGGCCGCUUCCUGUGCUGCAUGCUGGAGACUGUGACCCGUUGGCAUAGUGACCGUGCCAUCUAUGAAAAGGAGUGUGGCAAUUACCCAGGGUUCCUCACCAUCUUUAGAGCAACUGGCUUUGAUGGUGGGAACAAAGCAGACCAACUUGACUAUGAAAACUUCAGACAUGUUGUGCACAAAUGGCAUUACAAGUUAACUAAAGCCUCUGUCCAUUGUUUGGAGACGGGCGAGUACACACACAUCCGCAACAUCCUUAUUGUGUUGACCAAGAUACUACCCUGUUACCCCAAAGUGCUGAACCUGGGUCAGGCGCUGGAAUGCCGUGUCCUUAAGAUCUGCCAGGAGGAGAAGGAGAAGAGGCCUGAUCUCUAUGCGUUGGCUAUGGGCUAUUCUGGCCAGUUGAAAAGCAGGAAGGUACACAUGGUCCCUGAAAAUGAGUUCCAUCACAAGGAGCAGCCAGUGCGCAGUGCUACCCCGGCAAACAUCCAGAAUGGACCAGGCAGUGCCAGCAAACCUGCACCAACAAAGCCAGAGGAUGGCAUGACUGAUGAUGCAGAUAAAUCCAAGGAUAAAUCUCAGGGGGCUUCUAAACCUGCAAACAAAGCCAACAGCACAGCGACCAAAGUCGCCACGAGCAAUGGAAACAGUGCUCCAAAUAGCACCAAAGCUGUUAAAGAAAAAGAUGACAAGGAAAAAAGUGUGAAAGAGAAGAAGGAGAAGAAAGAAAGGACACCAGGUAGCACUCCAGAGACCAAAGCAGUGGGGAAGGACAAGCUGAAAGAGGAGAGGCUUGGCAAGGAUGAGAAGGCGCGUGAUGGCAAAGAGAGGACUCCAAAGACGAGUGAGGAUAAGAUGGGAAAAGAAGAAAAGGCCAGGGCCAGCUGCAACCUAGAAUUUAGAUCUGAUAAGGAGUCAUCCAGGGAGCGAGAUGUGUCUAAGGAGUCCAAGAUGAAGGACAGCAGCAAGGGAGAGAAGGGCUCCACAGCGGCAUCCUUGAAGUCACCUGUCCCUCGAUCUGAGUCCGCUGAGUCUGAGCGUGAACAAAAGAGGCGAAAACUCGACACCCACUCGUCACCAUCACACUCCUCUACUGUUAAGGACAAUCUCAACGAACUCAAGGAUUCUUCGUCAAAGCACUACGUCAACCACAACACAGCCACACAAUCCAAGAGCAAAGAAAGGGAGAUGGACAAGAAAGAUUCAGAGAAAUCCAGAGACCGAUCCAAAGAAAGAGAAAAAAAAGAAGAUAAAGACAGGAAGGACAGAAAACGAGAUCAUUCAAACAGUGAUCGCGAAAUGAGUCAAGAGCUGAAGCGCAGAAAAGAUGAAAAUGGAACAAAUUCCUCUAAACACAGCAAGAGUGCAAGCCCUGUAGACUCGCCACGUCCCACGGACAAGGACAAAAGCAAGAGCUCAAAGUCAUCCAGCAAGGAAAAGACUGACCCAGCAAAACCUGAAAGGAACUCCACUGGAGGCAAAAAGGAAUCGAGACAUGACAAAGAAAAAUCUGUGAAGAAAGAAAAAAGGGACAGCAGUGGUGGGAAAGAAGACAAAAAACAUCAUAAAUCCUCUGAGAAGCACAGAUAAAAUAUGCUGAUGCAGCCAUGCUUUAUCUGUUGGGUUGUUACAAGACAGACCAUCACACAAGAUACUUUUAUCACCUUUUUUUUUUUCCCCUUCCCCCCUAAUCUGGAGGGCCCAUUUUGACAGUUACUGCCUGCUAAAUGUUUUUGCUGUGCUGCCCAUAAAUGUUCUAGCUGUAGUGUUUUUAAACUUUUUUUUUUCUUUAUAUUUUCAGUACCAAACUGAAAGUCUCUCCUCUUUGAAUAUUAGCACAAUGUGCUGCUUACUUCGUAAAUGUAAUUUGCUUAUGACCAAUGGAUACAAUAAGUGGCUUCAGAUAGGCCUGUAUUUGGACUAUUUCUCAAGUGGUGGAUAUGGUAAAUUUUUUUUUUUUCUUUUUUUUUUAAGGUCAGGCUUUUUUUAGUUUAUUGCCAAUAAAACACAUUGCUGCAUUUACCUCGUUUAGAUUUACAUUUGUAUUUAUUUUUUCUCUUUUUAAUCCACGUAUGUGAAAUAUUUAG
Molecule: messenger RNA, 5197 nt
Organism: Scleropages formosus (Asian bonytongue)
Lineage: Eukaryota; Metazoa; Chordata; Actinopteri; Osteoglossiformes; Osteoglossidae
Product: THO complex subunit 2-like
Exons: 39
Coding region: 24-4700 (1558 amino acids)
Biological process (GO): mRNA processing; mRNA export from nucleus
Cellular component (GO): THO complex part of transcription export complex
Molecular function (GO): mRNA binding
Source: RefSeq, a predicted model, not a curated record